UGUCAUCGUCUCAGCAGCCCACGUGCAUCGAGACGCACGUAGCCGCAGCAAAAAACCAACGAGCAGUCCUCACGACUGCCUAUCUGCCACGCGAAGCGCGUUGCAGGGUGAACAGCUGUCCUGCGUGGGCAUAAAACCACGCUGCAUCAGCCAGGCUGCACAGCACAGCCACCCACGCACGCAAUCGCCGCGAGAAUUCACGCGCAAUACGUGCAUAAAACUGCGAGAAUUCACGCGCAAUACGUGCAUAAACCUCGCCAGCAGCCAUCAUGAAAGUAUGCGUGAUCUACGGCUCCGAGUCCGGCACGGCCGAGCGCGGCAUUCGUAGUAUAGCGAAGGGCUGGAAGGAAUCCAAAGGCAUCGAAGUAUCCAGUAUUAUGGAGGGCGCCGACGCCGCGCGCAUCGGUUUAGCAUCAUUAGCGGAGCAAUAUGAUUUCCUGGCUGUGGCGACCUCCUCCAACGGAGAAGGAGACCCGCCGUUCAAUUUUCAUCCCUUCUUGAAAGCUUUAUACGAAGCGGACGACGCGGGAGACAAACCUUUGACUGGAUGCGGGUUCGCGGUGCUCGGCUUUGGGUGCUCGCACUUCGACACGUUCCAGAACUGCCCUCGCUUGACGGAUAAGCUGCUGGGGCAGCUGGGCGCCUCGCGACGGGUCCAGCGCGCCGAGGUCGACGAGAUCGACGCCGACGCGGGGGACGUUUCGAAGGCGAAAUGGUCCGACGCUGUGGCGAAGGUCAUAAAGUCGGGCAAGGCCGCCGCGACCAACGUCUGCGACUGGACGCAGCCGGGGGACACGAUCCUCGACAAGCACGAUGAAAUGUUGGUUGCGGCUACUACUGGCGGUCCGCCGCCGGUCCUGUUCAUCGGCGCGGCGCUGGCCGUCGUCGCGGCCGUGUAUUUCGUCAAGUUCGCGUAAGGGUUAGUCUCAUAGCG
Molecule: messenger RNA, 934 nt
Organism: Pelagomonas calceolata
Lineage: Eukaryota; Pelagophyceae; Pelagomonadales; Pelagomonadaceae
Source: the annotation of a GenBank genome assembly